CCUGAAGCUAAUGCUUGAACAGUGGAGUGGCGCUGAUUACGCCGAUAAUCUCAUAAAGACUGUGACCGGUGGUGUAUCGUCUACAGCAGCCAUGGGCAAGGGUGUCACCGAGGACCAGUUCAAGGCUAAACUGUGAUCUACGGCACUCACGAUCAUCUUAGAUUGAUCUUAAAAGACAUUCUACAAAUACAUCAGAAUUAACAUCUGUAUUGUUGUCCGGAACCAUUCCACGUCAGCUGUAGUUUUAUAUUUUUUACCAGUAGAACACAAGUACUUGCUGGAUUAUGCACUUCUUAUCGGCAGUUGCCGAUCGCUCUCAUCGAAUGCUACAGCUUCAAGUUCGACUUACAAUUGAAAGCCAAACCUACGGGACGCGUCAGAAGAAUCGAUCAUCGUGAUGAGCUCUGAAGAUCGUGUACAAGUGGCUGCUUCCUUCAUCCUCCAAUCGCCUCCAGGAGAGAUCAAUGACGUCUUGAACGAUGUUCGCGUCAUCGUAGAUGAUGACGCGGGAUUAGAGGAAGGCAUCCUUCCUGCCCUUCGGGAAUAUAACAUCGCGCAGUUCACAACGGUCGAAGUGCCAGGUGAACACCAUCAGACAAUAGUUAGCGAAUUUGCGCGUGUACCCGGCACCGAAGAAGAACGCUAUCUAGACCCACGAUCUAAAACCUCUUUUGUUUUCAACCACUUGACUCUAGAAGCCACAGAUCCUCAGUCGGAGGAGCCUUCAGAGGCUGAGCCUCAGCGUGUUGCGUUGGAAUCUGCUGCUCUGUCGUACUUGAGCUCACACUAUCACGAUGGAGUUGCUACCGUGCUAGCUAUGUCGACCACCCAAUUCGCUGUUCAGAUCGUCUCCAAUAAAUACAAUCCAUCAAAUUACUGGGCUGGUAGAUGGCGCUCGCACUACGAAAUAGACUUAGAGAGUAGGACCAUACAGGGAAGAGUCCUCGUUAAUGUUCACUACUACGAACAAGGAAAUGUCCAACUCAGUACAUCGAAUGACUCGUCAAUAUCAAUACCAGCUGCUGUAUCAUCGUCAUCUCCUGUAUCAUCGGCAUCCAAAAUAUUUGCAUUGAUCGAGGCUGAAGAGUCGCGAUGCCAGACAUCCCUGAAUGAUGCAUAUCAUGAGAUGGGAGAGAAGGCGUUCAAAGGGUUGAGGCGCGCCCUGCCCCUGACGCGACAAAAGAUAGACUGGGAUAAAACUAUGGGAUAUAAAUUGGGCGCUGAACUUACUGCUAGCAAUCGUGCCUUUGGCGCCCAACCUCGAUAGUGGUCACAUCAGCAGUUGACUUAUGUCGUCCGGUUUCGAGGGAUACCUCUUGGUUUCACUUGUCUGUAGUUGUAUUCUGUGGAAAUGAAAACCCAUUUCACUGAAAUGACGCAUAUAUCUAACUUGCAAUUUAACAAAUAUAUUAGU
Suillus subaureus is the source of this 1414-nucleotide messenger RNA. RefSeq names its product F-actin capping protein alpha subunit. Lineage: Eukaryota; Fungi; Basidiomycota; Agaricomycetes; Boletales; Suillaceae. Gene Ontology annotation, molecular function: actin filament binding. Gene Ontology annotation, biological process: actin cytoskeleton organization; barbed-end actin filament capping. The record is from RefSeq and is a predicted model, not a curated record. The transcript has 8 exons. Gene Ontology annotation, cellular component: F-actin capping protein complex; actin cortical patch. The coding region runs from base 398 to 1267 and encodes 289 amino acids.